This is a messenger RNA of Chaetomium strumarium, 3692 nucleotides long. RefSeq lists its product as uncharacterized. Bases 367 to 3540 code for a protein of 1057 amino acids. Lineage: Eukaryota; Fungi; Ascomycota; Sordariomycetes; Sordariales; Chaetomiaceae. The record is from RefSeq and is a predicted model, not a curated record. The transcript is spliced from 5 exons.
UUUAAACUUCCCAGUUUCCUACUAGCCUUAGCCGUUCCUUCUUACUUAAACUUUAAUAGCAUAUCUGCCAUUGACAAACGAGCAACUCAAACGAAGCUCAGAGACCGUAACACUGUUUGCUUUUCUUUGCUCAUCUCCAUCCCUUGGAGCUUUCCUAUAUUUUGCUAUUCUAGCUUAGGCAUCUUGCUAUCUCGGAGCCUUUCAAGUCCCCCAAAGGCUUUUGCAUGAAGGUAUGUCGCACGCCUCGGGGGAACUCAAAGGCAUUUUAUGUAUUAGUGUAUACCUUUAUUUGAAUCAUCAAAAUGGCUAUGCGUCUCGUUACCUUAGAUUUCUAACGGCCUCUUAAAGUCAGCCAAGCUCGUUUCGAUGGCAGACUCGGAUGCGCAAGCCUCUUGGGCAUGGGCAUCUCAGCCAACUCCCUCGCAGCCAUUGCCUGCCAAUGAAGCAGAAGCGCCCAAUAAUAAGGCACAGAGCACCUCUCCCGCCUUGGCCCUUCACCUGCCCAGAAGUAACACGACCAUAAAUACUACCAGCCUAUUGUCCACGACGCCAAUCCCGCCCGCGGCAAUCGUAGAGGCGGUCCAAACGGCCGAAAAGCUGGGUGCUACUACAGCUAGCGUAGCGCCUAGGCAGGAUGAAACUACCACUCAGAAGCCCGUUUUCAAGAUGAAGCGGACCGGUCUGGCAAGCCUACCACAGCUACUCACGGGACAUGACGCUUCACUAUCUCGCAGUCUCACGCCGACCACCCCGCAAGAUUCUCCUCUGGAGCCCGAGCCAGCAAAGGUUGUCAGCGAUAUUCUGGCUCCGCAGGCGCAGGCUUCUCCAACGCCAGCUAUGGAUAUCACUCCGUUGGAUGGCACGCGCAAGACCAAAUAUGCAAAUGAUGAGGAGAGGAGAAAGGCCACUAGCCUUGCCUUGAAGCAACGAUGGGCUUCUGGUCGCAUGGAUCAUGUCCACAAGAACCGGAUCGAUACGAUGAGGCGCAAGCAAGAAGCAGGCGUUUCGAUCGGUAGUCCAGGCAUCAGCAAGCCGUCGGGACCCAUGGGCGCUCCUAGACAUUCUGAGAAUGGCACAGCAGGCCUCCAUGCUCUCGCCACUCUCGCGGGGCCGACCACGGCUCCGAUACACCAUGCUAGGAAACGAAGCAUGGUUCUCGAGGAGCUUGCCCGCCUACUGGAAGACAAACCGGGAUCGACCACCCCUGCUCCAACAAGCAAUCAUGAGCCCGGAGGAGCGGAGGGACGGCCACGGCGAAGCUCGGAAUCGGAUAUUGAAAUGGUUGAGACCAGUCCGUCGCUGGAUCUACUCCAACCCGGCGACGCAGGUUACAGUGACAGUGAUAGUGAGUUUGUAGAGGAGGACUUGUCCAGCCCCCCCUCGAGCGGAGGCGAGAGUGAAGCGGACGUCAUCAUCACCGGCACUUCUACGACUCAAAGCGGCCAAGGAUCUGGCAAUCAAGUCGAAGUACAUGGCAACGCCGCAGAACUCUGGAACUAUCUCCAGCCUUUCUUGACCCGUCAUAAAGGGGCGCGAAUACCGACGAAUGGGUGGGUUCCGCAACUGAUUACGCUUCCGAAAAUUCGCGAUCUGGACUGGAACACAAGCUGGAUUGAUACCCAUCCGUACCUCGACAGCCUGCCGCGGGAUAUUUCGGCGAUUAUAAUUCAAGCGACCGGAGACCCUGCGCCACAGCCGUGCACUCGCUGUGCCUCGGGUGCAGGACUCUUCCGUUCUUGCAUCAUGAUAUCUGCCAAAGCCAGUCGCGAGCCUCUAGGGCAUGUAUUCAGCUGCGCCAACUGCUUCUACCAUUGGGGCCAGACGCGUUGCUCCCUGAAAGACUGGGGCAAGCGGCGUGCGGACCACAUCUUGAGUGGCGGACCCGGAGAGCCGAAUCGACGCUCUGGACGAACUGGGCCGCCACCUGGUGUGCUGCGUCAAGAGCUCGGCCUUGUCGACAACCAUCAACGUCUACGAGCCCGGCACGACGCCCUUGAAGUCCCCGAAACCUCCGGACAGAGCGUUGAGAGCAGUAAGGUCGAGGAAACCGAGAAGAUUGAAAAGCCAGAAUCUGUUGUCGAGACUGGGAUCAAAGAGGCGGAGCCGGGAAGGCUGUAUACGAUGUGGCCUGAUGAGAACGGACGACUUGGGCAUGUCUAUGGCGCAUUGCUUCCUACCGGUUACCAGCUUGAUGACACGAUCCCUGGCAGGCCUUGGAUCUGUCCUGUACGCACUUGUCGCAAGGUGUUUGCCUUAAGGAUAAUGCUAGGCUACCAUUUUGAGCGUGCGCACUACGCCAAUACCCUGAACGACAACGGUGACGGGACGUUCACUGUCAAGGGUGUUUACCACCAGAGACGGACGGGUAUCGGUCGGGGUGGCAAGAUCCUAAUCAAAGCGCCUCCUGUUGUCGUCUCUAAAGACCCCGCGGACGGUAGCAGCCCUAUGACAAAGCCGCAACUGCCCUCCUAUCUCGCUCACACUCAGUCGACCCCGCUGUACGCUGAAGAGAAAGAAGUCGAAACCGACACGGAGACGACGCCGGAAGUUGGCGACCCUGCCGCCCUCUGGGCAUAUAUUCAGCCGUACGUAACAGUUAGCAGGGAUCCCACGCGGAGUAGUGUCAUUAGACAUCUCCUCGAGCUCCCUCGGCGGCGAGACGUGCAGUUUACCGGGAACAAGGUGUUCGCCGAUGCGGAGACGAGAGACCUCGCAGCACUGAUCAUUCAUAUUACCGGAGAUGAAGUCAGCCGGAAGUGCCGCAAGUGCAGGGGAAACUAUGGUGUCUUUCGCGGCUGCGUCAUUCUGCCGGAAUCGGCACCCUCCGAGGUUAAAGAGCGCUAUCCGUGCUGCGCAAACUGCGUAUACCAAGGCCACAAACUGGAAUGCAGUCUGUUGAACCGACAAGACCGGGUGUUAUCCCAGAAGAAGACGGACGCCCUUCCAGUGAAUGGAAGGAUACCGCAAGUGGAAGAGGUAGAAGCUGAUCGCCCGGAACCGGCGAUGCUUGGACAGGCUACUACCGGCCACAACAAGGAUAUAAGUGCAAGGACUACAGGGGGACGGACCAGACCGGACAACCGGCUAUCUCUCCCAUCUAUUCUGUCCUCGGGUCAAACAGCACCAUCUUCUCUCAUAUCCCAGGGCAACUUCCAGGCGCCGGAUGGUCUGCUCGAGAUGGAAGACUGGGAGGUUGCCCCCGGCCGUAUCCGAGAGACCUCCGCCGCCGGCCCCGAGACAAUUGCCUUCUCGAAACCGUACCUCUCGACCAGCUUAGCCGUCCCGGUCUGCGACGACGUCGCUUUCCGCAUUGACACUAUCUCCCCAGGCAGUGACCUGAGCUUCGCACCCGAUCCGAAUAAGACACUGCUCUGCUCGGUGGCCGUUGGCAAGGUGCGCGUCAAGGUUGGGACCGAAGCGGAGUUCGUCGUCGGCCCGCACGGCAUGUUCAAAAUCAAAGCGGGCACGGCAUGCAACGUCAGUAAUGGCCUGUACCUGGACGCAGUGCUGCACACAACCGUCUUGACCGGGUACACCUGAUCUAGCGAAGCCAGCGGGCGAUGUUUUGAGGGAGGUCGUUAUGUAUUACUAGUAGUUUGAAGAGGGAAAUCUUAGAAAACCGUCACGUCGACAGCAUUGGAAUUAGGACAAAGUUAGUAUUUAAUAGACAGAGGAUGAUAUAUUAAUUAAUA